This is a messenger RNA of Penicillium canariense, 4119 nucleotides long. RefSeq lists its product as uncharacterized. The record is from RefSeq and is a predicted model, not a curated record. The transcript has 2 exons. The coding region runs from base 1 to 4119 and encodes 1372 amino acids. NCBI's taxonomy places the organism in Eukaryota, Fungi, Ascomycota, Eurotiomycetes, Eurotiales, Aspergillaceae.
AUGUUCGGCCGUCGCAAAAGAAGCUCGUCCCAUCAUCAGCCAUUAUCUGCACCCGCGUCUCAGUCCGCGCAAUCCGCCGCCAGUCAUGCCUUCCUGAAAUCCCAACCCUCCUCGAGUAGCCUUUCAUCGGCUGCUGCUGCCGCUGCUCUGCGUACUCUCAGUCCCACCCCGACGUCCGUGGAAAAUGUCCAGACGAAGCGGAUGGCCAACCGACGGGCUUCAAUGCAGUCGCCCACUAAUCUGGCGGCCGGUCGUCGCUCCGCAAGUGUCAGCGGUCCUCUGCGCCGGACAAAUAGCUCAAGCUCGAUGACCGCAAGGACUUUUCGUGAGCCAUCGCCCAAUCGCCCAUCCACCAGUUCCGGACCUGCGGAUCAACGUGACGUGCCUGUCGAUGUGCCCCCGUUGCCAUCUCUGCCGACCAAAUACGUACCCAAAUACGUACCCAGAAAUGGGCCAAAUCGUCGUGCUGUCAGCAUGGAUCCGGCAAUGCGAUCUCCUCCGGCAUCUCCGCGCGCCCGAGGUGCGAACGUGGAUCGAGCUCAAGAUGGUGUCCCGGCAAUUUUGCCGUCGACGCACGGCCGAAUCAACAGCUUGGGCACAGUUCCAGAAACGGACCGACCAAGCAGUCGGAACUCGAUCAAUUUCUCUUAUCCAAUGGGUGCACGAGCAAUCUCGCCGACAUCACCCCUGGAGAAUCAGAUGACGAGCUUGGACCCGGCUUCAGUUCGUGAGGUGCCAUCGGAGGAGGAACCUAGCAUGCGACAGCCUGGUUCCGAAAAUUCAGGCAACACGGGAAGUAGGACACAUGCAGUGGGGAUGGAAGGAAGCCGUGCAAGCAAGCCCGCAGGUGCUUCGGUAAGCACGGCUGUCGCUGCAGCUCAAGCAGUGAGCGGGCAGAAGAGCAGCCCGAAGGCGGACCCUGGGACCCCGGCUCUUAGCUCGCAGGAGCGACGCAUCGAUCACACAGUUCCAGUGACGGACAGCGGUUCACAGGGCGACCCCCCGACCUCCCGACCUGUUCCUGAACGAUGGCCCUCCACAGUGUUUGAGGAGAACGAGACGGAAGUUGAGGUGGACGCUGGUAUCUCGGCCACUCGAUGUAUUGGGGACCGAUUGGCAAACGCACCUCCGACUGUCAGUUAUGUGGACGCGGUCUCGACACCGCAACCGUCCCCUCAGCCAUCCCCGAAGGCCGGGAGAGAAACCACGCCGCAGCAAGAGGCCCAUUUUCAGCAGUCCAGCAGCCCUGGCCGAUCAGCCCGCUUCGCCAAAUGGCUUUCCGUCAGUGCCUCUGGGGAUCAAGUUCAUCAGCCCCCUCCACGAUCUGUCUCUCCGGUUAAGUCAGCGUUGAAAGCCCCUCGUGGAAGCUCGCUGUCUCCGGAUCGAAAGGGCAGCACAAUGGGUGGUCGAGUUUUCCAGCCACCUAGCGAGAUAUCGGAUGGUACCUCGGUGGCUUCAGACGAAGGUUCUCGGAUUGGUGUCAAGAAACGGCCAGUGAAAGUGAGCUUCGACGAUGAGGCCGAAAUUGUCGGCGUCGCAGCCAGCCCUCCCACCUCCCCCGAGGAGAAUGUGCCCGAAUCGCCACCUAACAAAGGCAAAUCUCGCAUGAGUUGGCUGGGUGUCGGCAAGAAGAGGGUAUCGCCUUUGGAUUUCGUGAGUGGUGAUGAUGACUUCGACAAAGUCAUGAAGCCCAGGCCAGCGCUCCCAUCAUUUGGAAGCGUUCGAGGAAUUCGAGAUGGUGGAAACCCAGCACCGGCCAUUCCAGAUUUCAGCGAUAAUGACUCAACGAGUUCGUCCGACAACGACGUCGCAGCUCCGGGGCUGUCAUUCUCAAAUGACCAUGCUCUUGGAGGCAUACUCCCCAAGGCUCUGCAAAAAGAACCUGCGAAAACCCGCGGCAACACAGCUUUGGAGCAACUGUCUGUCAGCGGGGGCCCGCUUUCUUCGCAGCAGACGUCUGCACCAGAGCCCAAACUGGGUGGGGUCGCUAUCGGAAGCCGUACUGAUAAGUCGUCACUUUCUGGUCCGAAUGCCGAAUUACCUGUGCCUUCUAUUGCCGUGGAGCCGGCUACCCCUCCAGUAGACAGUGGCCGGCCCAUCCUUGAGCAACGGUCCAGCCUUGAUUGCCAUAUUCCGGGCGGGUUUCCUGCCUCGAAAUCAGACCGCAACCUCCAGGCCGCCGCUUCUGCGGCUUCCGCGGAUACAGUUAAACCUCAACCUGUCGCGAGUGCUGUGCCGCAGCUGGAUGAUGUGGAUACUGAAGGGGAGUCUGGGGACAGUGUCUACAGUGACGCUGCUGAGGACAUCGAUGGCGAUGGCUUUGGUUCGAUCAAUGCAAUUGUGGAGAGUCGAGCAGUUCCUCGCUCAACGGGGCCCAUGGCUUCGUCAAGCGAAAGUCGUGAUGCCACUCCAAGAGCGGUGGAUCGAACUGCGGCUAUUGAGAGUCAAUCACAAGGCGUCACAGGGCAAGGCCGGGAAGACCCUCGCUCCAUCACUCCUACCCAGGAUUCUGUCAAUCGCCAGAUGAGCGAAUCUCCAGUCUCUCCUUCAGGCCAGCGAGAAUCCGACUCGACAUAUUCGCCAUUACCGACCAAGUCAAACGCCCGGGCCCCGUCUUCCCAGAAUGGUACCAUCCAAACGGACAGCACAAAGCAAAGCCGGCCAAUGUCUGUGGACGCGCGUGGGGGCUCUGGAUUGCAAGAUCCUAGUGUUAUUUCGAACAAGGCUACCAAAGACAAGAACCGGCCUGUCUCUCUUGGGCCAGCCUUCCAGAUGAAGAGAAACAACGGUGCAUCGGCUGAAUGGUCGAGUUCCCUCCGCCGCACUACGUCAAGUGGCAGCGACUCUUCGAGCAGCUUCAAGCGCGCCAGCCCUUCUGCCCGCAGUGAGGGCCCGUUAUCCAUGCGUCGGACGAUGAGAGCCAGCUCUACACAACCUCGUGUGCACUCUCCCUCGGACCGUGCAAACUCUCCCGACGAUCGUCGGCCACUUUCCUCUGGCUCGGGGGCCGGAACGAUGCGAAGGACACUACGAAGCCCGGGUGCUGGAAACGAGCGGUAUUCGUUCUUCUCCACCAACAACAAAGCACCUCGAGCACUCUUCACAAAGGCGCCUCCAAAAUCUAUGCGCGGAGCCUCGCGAUUCGUCGAUUCAGAUGGAGAGGGCGACGGAGCACAGCCGCAGACCUUCCAUAGCCGAUUUGCAGACUCCAGUGACGAAGAUGAACCCGGAAGCAACACGUUGCGACCUGUCCGCGGUAUCCCACGCCGUCAAGGUGCCUACGACGGAGAUUCGACGGACCUGGAAGAUAGUUCUGAGGAAGAACGUCAGCUGCAGGCUGCUGCACUCGCCGCACAUCAACCAGUUUCCACGCCGCCUGGUUCUCGUGGCAAACACGCCCCCAACAUGUCUGGCUUCGCCGCUGUGGCCAAGCAGCGAGGAAUGAGCCAACGAGAGCUGGAGGAGUUCCUUAUGCAGCCCCCCGGAGGCCGGAAACCGUCUCUUCUCACUCGUCUGGGCCUCAAGAGGCCCAAGUUCUCUGACAAUCGCAUCCGCAAGGCAGACGUCGAAAGCCCCUCCCGAAGAGACACCCCGUUAGAGCGGUCGCGGCUGGAACGCGAACACCUGCGAGGCGAAAACUUUGUGAACGGUGAUCGCGGUGUGGUGACAACAGUGACGGCCGGCGCACCUCAACCGGCCCCAUCACGCAAGUUAAACAGGCGGCUCUCUAAGCGAAACACUAUCAGUGCUGAUCACUGGCCGCUCCGCCCCGAGCCCAGGGAUAAAACGCCCGAACCAAUCCCAGAGCACAGCCAGAGCCUCCCCUCGUCGCCGUUACAAGCAACCAAGCCCGCAGGACUGCCGGCUGCUGAUGCCGAGCGCAACGGAAGCAUCACGGUCAACGGAGGUGAUGCGCCUGGGACCAUCUCUACUAUUAAGGAAGAGCCCGAGCCUCCUCAAGCGAGCCAGGCUGGGCCAGAUGUCAACGACGCUGGUUCGGAUGUCACGAGGACGACGGCCGAGGAGCAGGGUCUCUCGGCGCGCGAUGUAGUGAUUGCUGGCUCUGGGCGCAAGAAACGCUUCCCUCUCUUUCGGAAAGCCUUUGGUCUACGGAAAUAA